GUUGUCUGAGGUACGUGCAGGUUGUUAUGCGUAUAAUAUCUAGAAACGCCAUGAGUCUCUGUCUCACGCUGGGUGCUCUGAUCUUGCUGGCAUGUUGCAUGUCUACAGGAGCAGUGACGACAGACAUCUGUGAAGGUCAGCAGACCACCCUGAACUGUGGGAGUUCUGUAAUCAACGUGGUCAGUGCCAACUAUGGACGCACAGACAGUGUGACCUGCAUCUCUGGUCGUCCAGCCAAUCAGAUUAGUAAGACCGACUGCAUCAACCCCAAAACCUUCCUGUUGGUGGCUAGCAUAUGCAAUGGAAAGAAAAGCUGUUAUCUGGUUGCCUCCAACUCUGUGUUCUCUGAUCCCUGUUAUGGAACCUACAAAUACCUGGAUGUUACCUACACCUGCAUUCCCCCAACCACAGGUGACUCUGGGAAUGAGGAGACUGAGAAAGAGAUGGAGGCAGCUGUGACGGUGGUGACAGGGUCCAGUGCAGAGAUUGUGACAGGGAAGACAGUGAUCUGUGAAGGUCAGAUGACCACCCUCAACUGUGGCAGUUCUUUGAUCCACGUGGUCAGUGCUAACUAUGGACGCACAGACAGUGUGACCUGCAUCUCUGGUCGUCCAGCCAAUCAGAUUAGAAAGACCGACUGCAUCAACACGGCUAUAUCACUGUCAUUGGUGGUGAGCAUAUGCAAUGGAAAGAAAAGCUGUUCUCUGGUUGCCUCCAACUAUGUGUUCUCUGAUCCCUGUUAUGGAACCUACAAAUACCUGGAUGUUACCUACACCUGCAUUCCCCCAAGGAAGACAGUGAUCUGUGAAGGUCAGCGGACCACCCUCAACUGUGGCAGUUCUUUGAUCCACGUGGUCAGUGCUAACUAUGGACGCACAGACAGUGUGACCUGCAUCUCUGGUCGUCCAGCCAAUCAGAUUAGAAAGACCGACUGCAUCAACCCCAAAACCUUCCCGUUGGUGGCUAGCAUAUGUGAUAGAAAGAAAAGCUGUUCUCUGGUUGCCUCCAACUCUGUGUUCUCUGAUCCCUGUUAUGGAACCUACAAAUACCUGGAUGUUACCUACACCUGCAUUCCCCAAUGAAUAUUGUUGGGUGAGGACCAUCCCUGGAACAGACUGGACCUGGGGGUGAACCUGUUUCAAGGACGAAGACUAAUUCAACAUUGAAUAAAUUCCUCCAUUCACUUGUA
Hypomesus transpacificus is the source of this 1189-nucleotide messenger RNA. Its product is annotated as L-rhamnose-binding lectin CSL2-like. The transcript is spliced from 13 exons. Gene Ontology annotation, molecular function: carbohydrate binding. The record is from RefSeq and is a predicted model, not a curated record. The coding region runs from base 27 to 1082 and encodes 351 amino acids. NCBI's taxonomy places the organism in Eukaryota, Metazoa, Chordata, Actinopteri, Osmeriformes, Osmeridae.